Molecule: messenger RNA, 1301 nt
Organism: Paramormyrops kingsleyae
Lineage: Eukaryota; Metazoa; Chordata; Actinopteri; Osteoglossiformes; Mormyridae
Source: RefSeq, a predicted model, not a curated record
AGUCAGAUGCAACAGUGGGACUUAAUAUUGAGAACAGCUGUGGAUCCGCAGGAGAGCCACUACUGUCCGCUUUGCAUGUGAGCAACGAGCCGAAGUGGACCAGAGGGCAGAAAGAGGUGACACCUCCACCCCUCAGCAGGCCCAUGAAAGGGCACCACGUGAACCAGAGCCUGUCCCAGCAGGCCUCCAGUUCAUGCCACUGUGUGUUAGGGGACCAGCGUGGCCAUCUUCAGCGCCCAGGAGAGGGCGCAAUCCCCCAUGCUCAAGCCGUCCUGUUACCCAGUGACUCCUGCCAUAAAUGUCUGCCAUCCUCGCGGCAAGUGCAUCAAGGUCUGCCGAGCCAGCUGGAUGUAUUCUAUCCAGAUGGAUUUCGUACGCUACAGUACCACCGGUCAACCUGCAGGGCACAGCGCAGUGAGAGCCCCAACCGCAUUCGCCAUUUGGUUCAUUCUGUCCAGCGUCUUUUCAACAAGUCACACUCCGUGGAGGACAGUGCAACACGGAUUGAUUACAACUACCCAGGCCCCGAGCACCAGGAUAGGGUUUCUAGAGGUCAUGCGGUCAGGUCCAGCCAGGAGCUUGGCCAUAGUGAGGGUCACUGUGCUGCAUCUCAGCCUGCUCUGCGAUCCAGUCGACGUAGUAGGAGCCAUGAGCGCAACAAAAACAAAGACCAUCACCAGGACAAGGACCUGGGCUUCUUCAGCUCUGAUGGCAACAUAGAUGAUGAUAGUAGAGGGUCCCAUGGGGUCUCCCGGGGUUGCCAAACCUUGGACAGGGAGGUGAGGUUAAGAACCCCCAAAGGAGGGUGCCUGGUCUGCAGCAGCAUGGCUCUCUGUAAAGAGGCCAGACCUUCUGCCUAUGGAGAUGUCUGGACCUCUGCAAAAGUCAGUCAGGCACAAGAACUCCCCAGAGCAACCAAUGAGAAGCUGCUGGAAAGUCACACACAUACCAGAACAAGCAAUGACAAGCAACUGGGAAGUCACACACACCCCAGAACAACCAGUGAGAAGCUACUGGGAAAUCACACACACCCCAGUUCAGCAAAUGAUAAGCUACUGGAAAGUCAUACACAUCCAAAGGCAACGAAUGACAAGCUACAGGAAAGUCACACACACUCCAUGACAGCCAAUGACAAGCUAAUGAGAGGUCACGAACACCCCAGGGCAGCCAAUGACAAGCUAAUGGGAGGUCACGAACACCCCAGGGCAGCCAAUGACAAGCUAAUGGGAGGUCACCCACACCCCAGGGCAGCCAAUGACAAGCUAAUGGGAGCGCAGAUUGUGUGGGUGUGUGUGCUCUAA